AUGAGGGCAAUCAAGUCGCGCAACGCAGGGGGGCUGCGCUCUGCCAGAGACGUCGACGGCAACCGUAAUGCCGCCGCCACGGCGGUCCACGCAACGAAGGCGGCAGCAGCGGCUACGCUGACGGUGGCGGUGCAACAAGGUGAUGCCUCCGGCACGCAUAGUGAAAAAGGCGCGCCGGAUGACUCUAUGCUGGAGGUGCACGUCAGUGCUGCUGGCUCGGACGACAAGUACCCCGAAGACCCCCUCGCCGUCGCGCUCGCGCAGGACGCAUCACUGACGUUCACCGCCCGCGAUGACCCGAGAGUCAUUGCCCGGCUGCCACUUCGCUUCAAAGACAUGCUCCCUACUAUCUGUCACCAGCUUCAGUUCCGGCAGCGGCAGGCCACGCAUCAGACCUCUGUCGAUGCGGACAGCUACAGUACCAAGAGCAACCCGCUCUCGUCCCCUGCACCGCCGACGGCCGACGCAACCUCGUACGCACACCCGCCGUACCAGCACGCGCACUUGUCGGACAUGGUCAUGCGGCUGCUGCCCAUCGCGGUGGGCCAAGGGCGCAGCUGCAAGACAGCUAUGAUGCAUCCGAGUGACAACGAAGAAGACACCACCGCAGCACGCGGGCCGGGGAACGCCGAUAGGCAUUGCCAUCAACAGCAGCCUGCAGCGUCAGCAAAGGCGAGGGCGGACCAUGAGGCAGUGGAUGCUGUGCUAAACGCGCCAGCGCGGGUGCCUGUGCUGGAGGACCAGUUGUACCGCACAUGGGCGACGGAGCAGAUCCUAGACUACCUCUUCUCCUCCCCUACGUCGGCAGACGGCGCUGGCAGCGUUGGCCGCGACGAGGCACGGCGCAGCUUCACCGUCGCCGCGUGUCUGAGCGGCAUGCGCGAAGUUGCCGCCGACACGGUCGAGUACGUCGAGCUGCUGCGUCAGAUGGUCUCUCUGGCAGACUCGCGGUGUGGUGCUGACCCGAAUGAUGCCGCAGACGACGCGGACGUAGAUUUACCAGCGUACGUGCGCGAUGUGCUGGUGGGGGUAUUGCCGACGGAAAACGCACCUGCUGCUGCUGCUGCUUCUAACACGGUGUCCGCCGUGGAGCGGGUGCCGGUGGUGACAACGACGUUGCGCUCCACCUUGGAUGCAGUGCUGCCGCCGCGGCUCUUCGUCUACUACCUCAUCCACCAAGAGACGGCCGUGGCAGUGCAGCAGCAGCGCCAGGCCGCCCAGCAGCGCCAGGCGCGCCUUCGUUGUCACCUGGAGACGCACCCGGACGACUUGAGCGUGCUGGAAGAGAUCGAUACCCUUGGUGAGGCGCUCGCUAGCGAGUAUACAGAGGUGCCAGUCGGUGCUGUCUUGGUCAUCCUCGAGCGGACGAGCGAUGUGCAGGCGCCGCGCGAGUAUCUCGUGAAGCUGGAGCAGACGUUGGACGAGGUACUGGACAAGGUGCAGGCGCGAUGCUGCGGUCGUCCCCUACAGCUCACCAGCACAAGUACCCCCUCUCCGCCACGCCCCCGACAGCAGCAUACGGCAUCGGCCCCGGCCGCGUCCGGUGGGUCACCGUCGUUGCUCAGCCCUUCGCCCCGGCCUAACACGAGGCUCCAACAGAGGAACGCCAGCAGCAGCGUGAAGACGGCCUCCGCGAAGGGGCGAGAAGCACCCACAGCCGUGACCAUCCUCGCUACGCCAGACAAGUGGGUGUGCACACACACAGUGAAGCCACUGCCAGCGCAACCGGUAGCCACGUCGGUCAGCGGCGGCGGCUCGGCUACCGUCGCCGCUACGCUGAAUGUGCUGGAGCUGAACAAGGAGCGGACGCUGGUGCAGCUAAGCCUGCUCGGCGAGGAGCUCCUCCGACAGGUGACCGUUGAUCUUCCCGAGCGCGGCGUCCUGCUCCGACGCCUUCUCGACGAGGCGCAGCUCUCCAUCGACGCCCGCGCCAUCCUCGCCCGCGAACGCUGCAAGGCCACGCAAGAGUGUUUGCUGGACGGUCAAGACGCGCGAGAGGCGACGGCAGCGCAGUGCAAAGUCCUCGAGAGCGAGGUAGCGGAGCUACGGUCGCGGCUGGCGUACGUGACAGCACGCAAGGCAGCGCUGAGAGCGUGGGUGGAGGAGCAGAAGGCGCGGGAGCUGACGGUGAGUCGCGAGCGAGCGCACUUUGAACACAAUCUGCGAGAGCGGUUGUUAGCGCACACGGAGCGGGUGAAGGCGGCGCAGGAUGCCGAGCGUCGUAGCUCCUUGCCAGGGUGA
This is a messenger RNA of Leishmania mexicana MHOM/GT/2001/U1103, 2241 nucleotides long. RefSeq lists its product as hypothetical. The record is from RefSeq and is a predicted model, not a curated record. Gene Ontology annotation, cellular component: axoneme. The transcript has a single exon. The coding region runs from base 1 to 2241 and encodes 746 amino acids. Gene Ontology annotation, molecular function: dynein heavy chain binding. Lineage: Eukaryota; Euglenozoa; Kinetoplastea; Trypanosomatida; Trypanosomatidae.